Messenger RNA from Anopheles coustani, 4903 nucleotides. RefSeq lists its product as uncharacterized. Bases 16 to 4671 code for a protein of 1551 amino acids. Lineage: Eukaryota; Metazoa; Arthropoda; Insecta; Diptera; Culicidae. The record is from RefSeq and is a predicted model, not a curated record. Gene Ontology annotation, molecular function: guanyl-nucleotide exchange factor activity. The transcript is spliced from 13 exons.
CCUCUAGCCGUGGAGAUGCUGACGGAAGAUCUGCCCGCGCUGCUGCAGAACCUCCUGGUCGGCAUCGAGCGGGCGAUCAGCCGCGUCCCGCUGGAGGACCUGUCCUUUCCCGCGCCCGCCCCGCCAGACCAGCCGGAACCGGGCCCGGAAGCUACCCCGACACCGGCAGCAUCGGCGGCGGAUGCGCACGAUGGUGGCAAACCCGUCGCCGCCACCGGCGAACCGCCCGGCACGCCCAAGCUCGGCCUGCUGAAGCGCCGCGAACUGAUCACCAAAAACAACAAACUGCUAAUCAACAGCAAGUACACGCAGCUCCACCGCCGGCAGCCAUCGACCGGCGGCGUUUCCGGUGCGAACCUGUCAACGGCGCCCUCGGCGGUCGGCGGCACUCACGCCGAACACCACGGCCCGCCGCGCUCCAUCGACGUCGCCAACGGGGGAAAAAGUGAAACCACUCCACAAAUCAAUGGCGGCGGUGGCGGUGGUGGCAAUCAGCGUAAUGAUGGCCUAAGCGUAACCAUCUGUGACACUGGUGGUGUCGAGGGGGGCGGUGGUGGGCCAGAGAAUGGAGGCGAUAAUGGCCAAUCACCACCACCAUCGGCUGACAUUGGCGCGACGAUGCCACUAUUCUGUCUCGGCGGUUCCUUCCCGCACAUCGACAGCGACGAGGAAAGCAGCGAUGAGCAGAAGAAAUGUGAAACAGCACCCCAUCUGCCGCACGAAAUAGUCGCCCCACGCUCGAUCCGCGAUCUGCCGGAGAAACUCCUCACUUCGGGAAUUUCGAUACCAGGAACGCAUGAUCGCUCCGGAUCGCCCAUCAUCUACAUCGAGGUGGAGAAAACGCUAGCAUCGGGGCUGAACUGUUACGAAAUUGCGACCGUCCUACUGUACUACAACACCCUGCCGAUCCAAAGACCCGCCCACUACACCCUCCACCUGCUGGUGCACGAGUGCGCCCAGCUCGCCUUCCUCGAGACGAUCGAGAGCACCCUGCAGCUGCUCGAUGGCCAUCUGAAGCUGGCGGCAGUGUUCGUGUCCGGGUCGUACGACGCGCCGGAAGCCCCGGCGAAGGACCAGCUCCGGCCGGGCGGGGUGCGCAUCAAGUAUCUGAACAACGAGACGAUCAAGAACUUCAUCAGCACCGACAACCUGCCGAUCCAGUGCUGCGGCUUCUACGUGCACGAUCAGCGCGAGUGGGUCGACUUCUUCCAGCUGCUGGAACCGCUGCAGCAGCAGUGCGUCGAGACGGGCCGCCGACUGGUUGGGGUGUUGGGUGACCUACGCACCCUGGAAUCGCAGCACCAGCACCAACAGCAGCAGCUACAGCAACAGCAGCCACCCGGUACUGCGACAACGCGCCGCCAGCUGCACUCCCAGCAUCGGGCCCUCAGCCGAGCGCUGAUGGACUCGGAGCUGCAGAACCUGCGCCGCAAGGGCCCGAACACCAUCCAGCGGCUGCAGGACAAGCUGCCCGUUAUCAACAACCGACACACGCUUAAACAAACCAAAAAUCUAGUUAGAGCCUUUAGUGUAGAUAGUAAUACUCGUAGCGUUAAUGGAGCAUGUACCACCACCACCACCACCACGAACGGAGGCAGCAGCAACGGAGCGGUAAAUGGAAGCCGGGUCGAACCAGGGCAGGACAUCAUCAACGCCCGGCUGGCCGAAGUUAUUGCCAUCUACGGUGAGGUCGAUCGGGCCGCACGGAAGCUCGAGCAGCUCACCGAACAGCGCCGCGAACGGCUACGCGAGAUGACACGCCAGCGCGCCCUCGACGAUGAGAUCAAUGAGGUCAUUUCUUGGAUGCGAAACGAGGGCGAAAAAUCACUCCGUACGUACGGUGAUCCGGCCAGCCUGGAGUGCCCGGACGCGGCAAAAGAGUCCGAGCAGCAGUUCGAGCAGUUCUACUUCAUCGCCCGCAAGCACCUGGGCAAGGGGCGUGACCUGUGCGAUGCGUCCGGCGAGCUGGAGAGUAUGCGCGAGAACCUCCGGAUGCUGAAGGAGUGUGCGGACGAGUUUCAGGAGCGGUUGGAGCGGGUCCGGGAGCGCAUCGAGGGUGCGGCACGGCUGCACAGUCUGCUGGGUAUGCAGCAGCUCAAGCUGGACGAGGACAUCCGCACGGAGAUGCUGAAGUUGGCGCAAAAGAUUGAAGCUCCCGAGCCGCUGGUUGAACGGUGCCGUCGGCUCCAGCUACCUACCGUGUCCAUCGACUCCAGCAACGAUGUGUCGCUUUGCUCCAUCGGGGAACCGAUGCCGGCGCCGGGGAGUGUGUGUAGCUCCAGCAAUGGCCACAAUAACAGCAACAACCACAACACGACAACCAGUACCAGUGAUAACAUAAGUCUAGAUCUAAGCCUCUCCGACGAGACGAUCACGGCCACGAGCACGCCGGAGAAGGGCAAAUUUGGCCACCCUCAGGCACCACCGCGACCGAUGUCGCCCCCAUCGUCACUGCCAACGCUCCCGACGGAGCAGGGUGAACCUCAGCAUCACCAUCAUCACCAUCACCACAACGGUCAAACGGGAGGGCUGCGACAUCGGAGGAGUCAGAGCCAUCAUCAUCACCACCAUCACCAUCAUCACCAUCGGCACGACGAGGAGGACGAGGAGCUGUCGAAGAUGGCCGACUCGGGACUUGGUGGUUGCGAUCGGUGCGAGGGUAAUGCCAAGCUGGAACGUACCUGCUCCUGUCAGAGUUUCGACGAUCCCAAGAACAUGUGCAACAACAGUGACGAUCUGGACGAGGACUGCUUUGAGGGCAUUUCAAAGCCACCGCUGGAUCUGCAGAUUCCGCUGCAGGCGAACGCUCAUCUGUACUGCCACGCGUCGAACCUGCAGCUGGACUACGAGGAGAACAAUCCGUUCGACCAGAAAACACAAAAGACGCUUCUAUUAAUCAUGCGCGAAAUGAUUGGCACAGAACGCGACUACGUUCGCUCGCUGCAGUACGUGAUCGAGAACUACACGCAGGAGCUGCUGCGUGAGGACAUCCCGCAGGCCCUGCGCGGUCAGCGUAACGUCAUCUUCGGCAACAUCGAGCGCAUCAGCGAGUUCCACCGGCAGCACUUCCUUAGCGAGCUGGAAAGCUGUGAGCAUCAUCCGCUGAAGGUUGGCAGCGCGUUUCUGCGCCACGAGUCCAAGUUCUACCUGUACGCGCUGUACAACAAGAACAAACCGAAGAGCGACUCGCUGAUGAGCGAAAAUGGCACGCAGUUCUUCAAGACGAAGCAGAUCGAGCUGAACGACAAGAUGGACCUGGCGUCGUACCUGCUGAAGCCGGUGCAGCGGAUGGGCAAGUACGCCCUGCUACUGCAGCAGCUCAUGAAGGCUUGUGCGGAUGUGCAACACACCAACAGCAAUCCGGAGAUGCUGGAGGACCUGGAGCUGCUGCAGAAGGCCGAAGAGAUGGUACGCUUUCAGCUGCGCCACGGAAACGACCUGCUAGCGAUGGACAGCCUGCGCGAUUGCGAUGUGAACGUGAAGGAACAGGGACGUUUGCUGCGCCAGAACGAGUUUCUCGUGUGGGAAGGAAAGGCGGGAAAGAAGUCGCUCCGGCAGGUGUUCCUGUUCGAGGAGCUGGUCCUCUUCAGUAAAGCCCGUCGGUUCCCCGAUCGGAAGAAUCUGGACAUUUACAUCUACAAAAACAGCAUUAAAACGUCCGACAUCGGGCUGACGGCGCACGUGGGCGACUCGCCGUACCGGUUCGAGAUCUGGUUCCGGAAGCGCAAACCGGGCGACACCUGGACGCUGCAGACGAUGAGCGAGGACGUGAAGAACGCGUGGACGGAGGAAAUUUCCAAGCUGCUGUGGAAGCAGGCGAAGCGCAACCGCGAGAUCCGGCUGGCCGAGAUGUCCUCGAUGGGGAUCGGAAGCAAACCAUGCCUUGACAUCCGCCCGAGCCAGGAUCAGAUCAACGAUCGGUCGAUUAGCAUUUCGCAGCUUGGUAAAGCACCCAAACUGCGGAACUCCUUCAUGGGCACCCUGCCGGAGUCGAAAUCGAGCAAGCGUCCCCAAUCGAUCAUCUCCGUCAGUUCGUCCUCGUCGGGCAGCUCGUCCGUCAGCACGGGCACGAGCUCGACGACCAGCGGCUGCGAGGCGACGACGGUCAGCGUCAGCGGCAACAGCAACAGUUCGUCCGCUUCCUCCUCGGCCGCCAGCAACAGUGGCAGCGCGAGCAGCAGUGCCAGCAGCACGAGCGCCACCAACAGCAUCAACACCACCACCUGCAAGCGCCUCACGCUCAGUAUUACCGACCCGAACGCGCCGGCACCUCUGAAGACGAGCUACAAGAAGCAUCAGCGAUCAACGACCCUCGUGAGCCAAUGUUCUAUGGAGAGUGGCAUCAUAGCUGACAUUUCCCUGAGCCCGGACGAGGUGCUGGAUGGGCCACACUGGCCCCCGCUGCACCACCAUCACCACCAUCAUCUGCAACACCUUCAUCAACCAAAGCACCACCACGCCGCCCUGAGGAAGUCGCACAGUGUGGCCUCUUCGGGCGCCUCCGGAACCGCGCCGAACAUCUCGGCCUCCACCGCCGCUACCAACGCGGGACCACCCCACUCGCUGUCCCUCGAUGGCGGCCCGGACGACAAGCCGGAACACGGCAGCAGUAAAACCAAUGGAACCUCGGCAACUGAAGCGAACAGCAACACCAUUACCGUUCACCUUUAAACACAGAACAAAAUAACAAAGAAAAAAAAUGAUUGAUAAUCAUACACAAUCUUCCAAUGGCGAUAGAGCCUCUCUCUCUCUCUCUCUCUCUGGUCGGAGGAUUGUUCCUCAGCAACACAUUGUACAAACCAUUGAAAUGCAAACAAAAAACCAGAACUAAGUUAACUCACCCCCCGUGCGCGGCCACGAACACACGUUGGUGUCCAUAUUUUAACCGACCCUUCCUUGGAUC